AUGGCGGCGGUUUUGGAGCUGGUGCUGCGCGGGGAGGUGACGGCCGAGGCGGCGGUGCGCUGGCUGGCCCGACCCGACGCCGCCGCCGACGACCAGGGGGAGGCCCGGGAGUGCGGCCCGCUGCGCCCGCUCCGCCCGCUGCGCCCGGACUUCGUGCCCUUCCUGCUCAACUUCCUGCGGGACCAGAGCGGCCGCCUCCUGCCCACGGGGCCCCCGGCCCCCGCCAAGACCCCCGCCAAGGCCCCCGCCGCCCUCCCCGCCGCCGACCCCGCCCCGCCGCCGCGCCGCGGGGGCCGGAGGGAGCGCGCCGAGCCGGCCGCCUUGGGGGGCCCCGCCCUCGGCUCCCCCGCCCGGGCCCCCAACCUCGACAACCUGGAGGAGUUCCCGCCCGUGGGCUCCGCCCCCCCCGCCGCCCCGGGCAGGACGAAGCCGUCCCGCCGGAUCAAUCCUACACGAGUGAGCGUGGAGCGACCGCUCUCCAAGCCCAAGACCUGCUUCACCUCACCCCCCAUCGGCCGGAGCCCCGGUCCCCAGCCUCCCGCUCGGAACACCGACGCCUGGGGGACCGGCUUCUCUCCGGGCUGCAGCAGCUUACAGGAGGAACGAGAGAUGCUCAGGAAGGAGCGGUCUAAGCAUCUGCAGCAGUCGCCCUCCCCCGCGGGCCCCGUGCCGGAACCCGGUCCCUCGGCCCCCAGCUGGACUGGGGGCGUCCCAGGAGAGCCCGCUGACCCUACCAGGGUUUCUGGCCGGCAGCAGCUGGAAUUGGUAGCCCUGGUCUACUCGUCCUGCAUCGCCGAGAACCUGGUUCCCAGCCUGUUCUUGGAGCUGUUCUUCGUCCUGCAGCUACUCACCGCCCGAGGGAUGGCGGAGGCUGAGGAGGAGAGACUAGACUCCAGACCCGGGGUUCCAGGUGUCUUGGAGAGGCCGCUCUUCCAGAGUAUCCACGACUGCGUGUUCUUUGCGGUGCAGGUCUUGGAGCACCAGUUCCAGGUCCUUUCGUACCUGGACAAAGGGACGUUGAAGCUGCUGGCCGAGAACGAGCGGCUGCUCCACUUCUCCCCGGCUCUGCAGGGUCGACUUCAGGCCGCUUUUGAGGAAAGCACCGCCAAGGUGUCUCUGCUGACGCCCCCCUCCGCCCACGCUGUCUCCUUUCAGCCGGAGACCGACAACCGAGCCAACUUUCCUAAUGACCGGGCUUUCCACACCUUCAAGAAGCAGAGGGAUGUGUUUUACGAGGUCCUUCGGGAGUGGGAGGACCGGCACGAAGAACCCGGCUGGGAUUUCGAGAGAGGCCUGGGCAGCAGGAUCAGGACCAUGAUGAUUCAACUCUCGGCCGCUUCCGGCCACAGCCACUUUGCUCGGCUCUUCCAGAAGCAGCUCCUGCAGAUGUGCCAGCGCCCGGGCGGGUCUGGGGGAACCGCCUGGGGCGAGGCACCCGACCCCGACGUGGUGAGCGUGCUGGGAGCCGACAAGCUGGGGCGACUGCGGCAACUGCAGGAGCGCCUGGUGGCCCCGCAGAGCGGGGGCGGGCCCUGCCCACCUCCCACCUUCCCUGGAUGCCAGGCCUUUUUCCGGGACUUCAUCUUGAGCUCGAGCAACUUUCAGUUUAACCAGCACCUGGUGGACAGCCUGAGCCUGCAGAUCCGAGAGCUCAAUGACCUGCCCCUUCCCCACCCUGGGCCCACUGAGGAAGGGGAAGCGGACGUGGAUCGGCAGGAUGAACGGAGGCAGUUUGCCGCGGUGCUCCUCAGCUUGCGGCUCCUGGCCAAGUUUCUGGGCUUCGUGGUCUUCCUCCCCUACCGCGGUCCCGAACCGCCCCCAACCCGUGAGGUGCAGGAUUCAGCCCUGGCCCUCAGGAGCCAGACGCCACCAGCUCUGGACGUGCUGACGUUGCUGAGGCAGGGCCUGCGGACCCGCCGGGUGGUGCUGACGGUGCCCUGGCUGGCCGAGUUCCUUUCCCUGGCCGACCACGUCGCCCCCCUGCUGGAUUAUUACCGGACCGUCUUUGUCCUCCUGCUGCAGCUGCACCGGCGCCUGAUCCUGACAGAGGAGGCCGACGGGGAGAUGAACGUCCUAAACAAGUUGCUGCUCCUUGCGGUGCUGGGCUGGCUCUUCCAGGUCCCCACGGUGCCGGAGGACUUGUUCUUCCUGGAGGAGGCCAGGCCACAGGCUGGGGAGUUGGACCCAGUGCCCUUAGGCCAAGGGCUGGACACUAUGCCCGUGGUUGAUCAGCAGCUCCUCUACACCUGCUGCCCUUUCCUUGGGGAGCUCCGGAAGCUGCUGGCCUCUUGGGUGUCGGGCAGCGGUGGCUUCAUGAGAAAAAUCACCCCCACCACGGCUGAAAACCUGGGUUCUCAGCGCCCCCAGACCUACCAGGGAGUGCAGGCCGAGCUGGCCCAGGCUUUCUUCCACAACCAACCGCCCUCCCUGCGGAGGACCGUGGAGUUUGUGGCCGAGAGGGUCGGAUCCAAUUGUGUCAAGCACAUCAAGGCCACGCUGGUGGCGGAGCUGGUGAGACGGGCGGAGUCGCUGCUGCAGAAGCAAGUGCAGGAGGCCGAAGACUCAGCCCGCCUGCUGGAAGUUGUGUGUGCCCAGCUGUGCCCCGAGGGGACGCGAGCUCUGGCCCUGGGGCGCAAGUUCUGUCGGCAGAAGGGUCCGCAGGCCAUUCGGGUGUUGCUCCCGGAGGAGACCUCCGAAGCUGUCUUACACAGCGCGGAGGACAUUGCGGCGGAACUGGCGACAGAGAAAGCCUGCGCCUGGCUGUCGGCCAACGUCACAGCGUUGAUUCGCAGGGAGGUGAAGGCUGCCGUAGGCCGGAUGCUGAGAGCCCAGAGCCAAACGGUGGCCACCCAGAGAGAGCAGAGGGGCUGCUCCUGCACUUGUGAGCACCGUGCUCCCCUCCCCUCCCACCUCAUCUCCGAGAUCAAAGAUGUGCUCUCUCUGGCUGUAGGACCCCGAGAUCCGGGGGAAGAGAUUUCCUUAAAUCAUCUGGACGGACUCCUGGGACAGCUGGGCCGGGCUCUGCGGUGCCGCCAGUUCCUGUGCCCCACCUCUGAACAGCAGCUGGCCAGGUGCUCCGUGGAGUUGGCCUCGUUCCUUGUCGCUUUCCGUAUCCCAACCCGGCCGAGAAUGGAUGUGGGAGGCUCCCGGAGACUUCUACAGAGGCUGCUCGUCUUGUGGAGCGAGGACUUCCGGGUGCCCGUCCCCCUGCAGUCGCUGCUCAGCUCGAGAAGCGUAGGGCUCCUCGUGGAGCCACAGCCCCGACAGUGGGACUCGCUCCUGUUCCUGCUCCGGGAGCUGGUGGAUCAGGGCCUAAUGGGAAGGAAAGAAGUAGAGAUCUGCCUGAGCGACCUCCACAAGACCCCCUGGCCUCGGGACUUCUCCGAGGAGCUGGCCAAGCUGUGCUGCCUGUUCCUGGCCGAACCUCCUGCCCCGGGACCGCGGCUGAGGACUUGUGAACUGGUGGCGUCCCCUCAGGGGACGGUGCUGGCCCAGAGUUAGAGCCGGCUGCCGGCUCUGCCCCGAGCCCAUUUCCAGAGCUCCGAGCCCGGCCUCUUGUCCCCGACUGGGAGGAGGGAGGCCGGGCCCCGCGCCGGCCCCCGAAGGAGCCGCCAGACCGGCGCCGCUGCGGGGGGACGGCUCUCCCGGUUCUGGUGACCCUCCCGGCGGUCGGGUCUCUCGUCUCAGACGGGGGAGUGUCCACGGGUGCUCGGUCCCUUCCUCCGAAUCGCAAGCCGUGCAAUAGAGAGGAUCCGUUUCAAGACGGGGCCGGCGAGGGUGCGUCGCCGUCCGCCGAGGGAGAGGACGGAGCUGCCUUUAUUCCCCUGGCUCCUUUUUUUAACGGAAGCGCAAGGGAGGCGGGGUGGGAGGGACGUCAGCUGGUGACUCCGCGUUAGGCCGAUGAUCUGAAGGGGACCAGCCCGCUGCCCUCCAGGGUCACCCGCGGAUAUCGUGUUUUUAGCAAAUGGGGAGAGACGAUAGUCUUCCUGCUCGUUUUUAAUGGAGAAUGGAGAGGGCUAAAUCCAGCUCUCUGGGAGGCCCGUCUGUCCUUCCAGCUGGAACUGGGCCAGUUUUUCCUGGCUCAGGGGAAACCAUGCCUCCCCACCCUGCCAACCAGUUGCAAGGAGCUCGGGACGGGCCGUUAUCCCCGCCUGGAGCCGAAGCCAGAGCCGUCCUGGCCCUGGAACUCUGAAGAGGAGCAUCCUGGAUUGGAUGGGGCCGUGGGAACUUAUUUUUUUUUAAAUAAAAUACCUGUUUGCCAAGGA
Molecule: messenger RNA, 4265 nt
Organism: Ornithorhynchus anatinus (platypus)
Lineage: Eukaryota; Metazoa; Chordata; Mammalia; Monotremata; Ornithorhynchidae
Gene: CDAN1
Product: codanin 1
Exons: 29
Coding region: 1-3501 (1166 amino acids)
Biological process (GO): chromatin organization
Cellular component (GO): nucleus
Source: RefSeq, a predicted model, not a curated record